AUGCAAGAGCGUGCGUGGUUGUGGCUCGGUCUUGGCCUCGGCGUCGUCCGUGCGGCCUGCCCGUACGAAGGCAUGUCUGGCACGAUCCUCGCCGCCGACGCGACCUGCGGCAAGGAGUAUAAAGUCUGUGGCGUCAACGCGAGCUGCGACAUCAUUACGCACUCGGUCAACUACACACUGCCGACGUACACGGGGUGGUCGGCCAUCGGCAACAUGGAGUCGUACCCGCUGGACGAGCUGACGGUCAAGGACUCGGAGGCCGUGACGAUUCGCAAAAUGUCGCUGCCAAAGACUCUCACCUACUUGACGUUUCACAACAUUUCCAAAAUCGACUUGGUCUCGUCGUCCGACACGCAAUGGGACUCGCUUGAUACACUGGAGUUUACGAGCUGCCCCGUGACGUUCCCCAACACAAUCAAAUGGCCUGCCCGCCUCGACACCAUCAUUUUGAGGAACAACUCGAUGAACAAUAUUCCCAACAACCUUCCAACUACGCUCACGCAGCUGGGCAUCCAGGGCAACCUUCUCGUCGAUCUGGUCUACUUGCCAAAGUCCCUCGCACUCCUGAAUUUGGAUUCCAACUUUCUCAAGAGCAUUACGGACUUUGACUGGACGGCGUUGACGUUCUUGCGCCUCUCUCAGAACGAGGUGCUCGAAGCCAUCGCACGCGUCAAGCUCUCGACCAAGCUCACCUACUUUGACGUGGCCAACUGCACGCGACUGACCAACCUCACGAUCGACACCAGUACGUACGAUGCGCUGAGUGCGCUCAAGCCGUGGGGCGGCAACGACGACGACUACACGGGCUUUGUCGUUACGCAAGCCAUCAACACGGAUGCGUCGGCCUGCACAGCGAUCGGCGGCAAGAGCCAAAGCCUCUGGAAGGCCACGGCCAAGUACCCCGUGACAGUCUGUGUCCUUGCGGGCAACGCGACGGAAUCACCGUCCAGUACCUCCAGCGGCUCUCAGACAGGUCUUAUUGUCGGCGUCUCUGUCGGGGUCGUUGCGCUGGUGGCGGUUGUUGCCUUUUGCGUCAUCAAGCGCCGCAAGCAGCAGUCGACACCACCGGCCCAUUUCGAGUACGGACGGCAGACCAACCCGGGCUUUGGCAACAAUACGAACGGCACCGGCGGCCUCAAGUCUAUUGGUACCAACGGCACGGGUGGACCAACCAUUGGCACCGGUCCAACGAACGGCACCUCGGGCUCGCGUGGUGCGCUGCAGUACACGGACGCCGACGUCGUCUUGAACGUCAAGCCGCUCCUCCACCACCGACUCGAGCUCUCGGACCUCUACGUCACGUCCAACAAACCGCUGGCGUCCGGCGCAUUCGGCGAAGUCUGGCUCGGCACAUACGGCGGCAAGCAAGUCGCGAUCAAGCGCAUGAAGAACCAAGAGGCGCGCAUGGUCCAAAAGUUCAUUGAUGAAAUCGUGCUCAUGUCCCAGAUGGACAGCGACUACAUUGUCAAGUUUGUCGGCGCCAGCUGGACCCGCCCGAUCGAGAUCGAGUGCGUCGUCGAGUUCAUGGACCUCGGCGACCUUCGCAGUUACCUCGUGAACCAGUCGCCGGCGCAGUUCAGCUGGGACCAAAAGCUCAACUGCAUCAUCAGCAUCGUCCGCGGCCUUGUCUACCUCCACACGUACAAGCCGCCGAUCAUCCACCGCGACAUGAAGUCCCGCAACGUCCUGUUGGACUCGGUCAAGGGCACCAAGCUCACCGACUUUGGCGCGUCCCGCGUCGCCGAAGAAGACGAUCUCAUGACCAACGGCAUUGGCACGUACCAGUGGAUGGCGCCCGAAGUCAUCUCGGGGACCAACUAUGGCGCGCCGGCCGACGUUUACUCGUUUGGUAUCAUCUUGUCCGAGUUUGCGACGCACCAAGUACCGUACGCCGACAAGCGCCACCCAGAGACUGGCAAGGCCUUACCCCAGCACUACGUACUGAACCACGUUCGCGAAGGCAAGAUGCACCCGACGUUCGACGGUCCGGGUGUGCCGUCGUGGGUCCAGGACAUUGGUCUGCAGUGCUUGCAGCUGCACGAAGACAACCGUCCGACCGCACUCAUGCUCUCGGCGCUGCUCAGUCGCUGUAAGGUGUAA
Messenger RNA from Saprolegnia diclina VS20, 2100 nucleotides. RefSeq names its product TKL protein kinase. Gene Ontology annotation, biological process: protein phosphorylation. NCBI's taxonomy places the organism in Eukaryota, Oomycota, Saprolegniomycetes, Saprolegniales, Saprolegniaceae. The transcript has 12 exons. The record is from RefSeq and is a predicted model, not a curated record. Gene Ontology annotation, molecular function: protein kinase activity; ATP binding. Bases 1 to 2100 code for a protein of 699 amino acids.